Elaeis guineensis (African oil palm) is the source of this 2606-nucleotide messenger RNA. RefSeq lists its product as uncharacterized. The record is from RefSeq and is a predicted model, not a curated record. Gene Ontology annotation, molecular function: DNA binding; protein dimerization activity. NCBI's taxonomy places the organism in Eukaryota, Viridiplantae, Streptophyta, Magnoliopsida, Arecales, Arecaceae.
GGAUUCUGGAGGCGCGAAGAAAAAACCCCUCGUUAGAGCCCGGAGGAGAGACGGCCGAAAGCAGCAAAACCCGAUUGAAUGGCAUCUGAGGCGGAAAUUAUACUGCCGAUUGGUACCCAAAAGCAUGAUCCGGCUUGGAAGCACUGCUUGAUGAUCCGGUCGGGUGGCCGGACGAAGCUGAAAUGCAUGUACUGCAUGAAGCUUUUUCUUGGCGGCGGGAUCCACCGAAUCAAAGAACAUCUUGCCCGGCAUAAGGGCAAUGCUUCGUGCUGCCCCCGAGUCCCGCCGGAGGUCCAGGUUGCGAUGCAGCAGAGCUUGGACGGUGCGGGGGUGAGAAAGAAGAAGAAGCAUAAGCUUUCUGAAGAGGUGAAGAAGGUUAGCUUGAGUAGCAAUCAGGGAGAAGGAGGCCCAGUGGAUGCUGGGCUGCAAAUGAUGCCGCUGCCUGAAAUGCUUCAUGACAUUCCUCCACUGCAGGUGGAGGUGAGAGAGGAGGGUAUGCCCAAAGACAGAGGAAGGAAGAAGCGAGCAAGAUAUACUUCUCCUCCACCACCACCUUCUCCUGCUCCUCUUCAACCUCUUCCCACUGCAUUGCAGGUUGGCGUACCUAUCAAGUCCUAUUCAGGAGCCGCUGUUGAUAAGGAUCAUGUUGCCAUGGCAAUUGGGCGAUUUCUCUAUGAGGCUGGGGUGCCUCUGGAUGCAGUUAAUUCAGUGUAUUUCCAACCGAUGUUAGAUGCAAUUGCAGCAGCUGGGCCAGGACUCGAAAUGUUCUCCUAUCAUGAUUUCCGAGGUUGGAUUUUGAAGAGGUUGACCGAAGAAGUGAAUUACAAGUUGCUGCAUUUAAAAGGGAUGUGGGGUCGGACUGGAUGUUCUAUAUUGGCCGAUGAAUGGACCACCGACACCGGUAAAACCCUGAUCAAUUUUUUGGUGUAUUGUCCCGAAGCAACAAUGUUUUUGAAGUCGGUUGAUGCAUCAUAUAUUGUUACUUCUGCUGAUACACUCUAUGAGUUGCUUAAGCAUGUGGUGGAAGAAGUUGGUGCAACGAAUGUAGUACAAGUGAUUACAAACAACACUGAGAAUCAUGCUGUUGCAGGGAAAAGGUUGACCGAAACGUUUCCUACCUUAUUUUGGACACCAUGCGCUUCACAGUGCAUAGAUGCAAUGCUAGAGGAUAUUGGGAAGUUGGAGGCUAUAAGCGAGAUCAUUGAGAAUGCAAAAACUGUUUCAGGUUUUAUCUACAAUCAUGUGAUUGUGUUGAAUAUGAUGAGAAAGUAUACAAAUGGGAAAGAUCUGAUAAUCCACAGCGACACCCGUGCUGCCAUGAAUUUCGUCACAUUGAAGAACAUGACUUGUUUGAAAGAGGAUCUGAGAGCCAUGGUCAGCUCAGAGGAGUGGAUGGAAUGCCCAUAUUCAAAUAAGCCUGGAGGCAUUGCUAUGGCUGAUCUUAUUGGUAGUUUACCAUUUUGGUCUUCUUGCGCUGCAAUUGUUCGCAUAACAGAGCCACUAGUGCGAGUUCUUAAAUUAGUUGAAAGCAACAAGAGGCCUGCAAUGGGUUAUAUUUAUGUGGCUAUGCAUCAAGCUAAACAAGCAAUUAAGAAGGAACUGGUGAAGAAGAGUGACUACAUACCUUACUGGGAUAUCAUUGAUUGGAGGUGGGACAGGCAACUGCCUCGUCCUCUUCAUGCAGCAGGUUUCUUUCUCAACCCUCAGUUCUUCUACACCAUCCAAGGUGAAGUCUCCAAUGAGGUCUCAUCAGGCAUGCUCGAUUGUAUCGAAAGAUUAGUGCCUGAGACCAAAGUCCAAGACAAAAUCCAAAAGGAGCUUAGCUUAUAUAAAAGUGCUGCAGGCGACUUUGGAAGGAAGAUGGCCGUCAGAGCAAGACAUACUUCACUUCCUGCUGAAUGGUGGUCCACAUAUGGAGGAGGUUGCCCAAAUCUGAUGCGUUUGGCUGUGCACAUUCUCAGUCAAACUUGCAGUACAAGGGGUUGUGAACGAAUUCACAUUCCUUUCGAACAUAUUCAUAAGCAAAAAAUGAACUAUUUGGAGCAUCAGAGACUCUGUGACCUUAUUUUUGUCCGUUAUAACUUGCGUUUGCAGCAAAGGCAACUUUUGAAGACCAAACGAUUUGAUCCUAUCUCCAUUGACAACAUUGACACUGUCGAUGACUGGGUUGUGGAGAAGUGUGAACUUCUCUCUGGGGCUGAUGAAGAUCCCAAUUGGAUGGCAUUAGACCCACCAUUAGCUAGUCGAGUGAUUUCAGAAAAUUCUGAUGAUAUAGAAGUUGAAGCCUUCAUUGCAGGACUCGAUAAUGAGGUGAUCCAAGGUGCUGGUCAAGAUGCAGAGGAUGAUGAUGAGAUCAAAGAGGAGGACGAGAGCCAUGAUCGUACUUCUUUUACAUGAAAAUAAAGAGUCAUAGAAUAAAGAGAUGAUGGCUCAAUUUUGAAGUUUUUCGGGUAGCAUGAUUAUUAUUUAUGAGCUAUUUUUGCAUUUAAUUUGGUCAGCUAAUUAGAAAAGAUAUUGUAGAUCAGUAGUCUACCAGUCUGUAGAUGUUUAUGAAUUUGAAUGUGUAGCCUGAACUAGCACAUCUAUAAGAAGGCUACUUUCAUCUA